CAAGAUGGCGGCGCCCUUGGAGCUCAGGUGCUGGGGAGGCGGCUGGGGGCUUCCGUCGGUGCACAGCGAGUCCCUGGUGGUGAUGGCUUACGCCAAAUUUUCUGGUGCACCCCUGAAAGUCAAUGUCAUAGAUAACACCUGGAGAGGUUCAAGAGGAGAUGUACCAGUUUUGACAACUGAAGACAAUAUUGUUUCUCAGCCAGCAAAAAUACUAAACUUUUUAAGAAAACAGAAAUAUAAUGCCGAUUAUGAACUGUCAGCAAAACAAGGGGCAGAUACACUAGCUUACAUUGCUCUCCUCGAAGAGAAACUUCUUCCUGCAGUGCUUCACACAUUCUGGGUUGAGAGUGACAAUUACUUUACUGUGACAAAGCCAUGGUUUGCUUCACGAAUGCCUUUUCCCUUGAGUUUGAUCCUGCCUGGAAGAAUGUCUAAGGGAGCACUGAAUAGGAUUCUCCUGACCAGGGGAGAGCCUCCCCUCUACCACCUCCGAGAUGUAGAAGCUCAGAUAUACAGAGAUGCCAAGGAGUGCCUAAAUCUUCUGUCAAACAGACUGGGAACAUCUCAGUUUUUCUUUGGAGAUACGCCUUCUACUUUGGAUGCCUAUGUGUUUGGUUUUCUCGCACCUCUUUAUAAAGUAUGCUUUCCUAAAGUUCAGUUACAAGAACAUUUGAAACAGCUCUCCAACCUGUGUCGCUUUUGUGAUGACAUCCUAAACAGUUAUUUUAGGCUUAGUCUUGGAGGCAUCUCUUCUGCUGGACAAGAAACGGUAGAUGCAAAUCUGCAGAAACUCACACAACUUGUAAAUAAGGAAUCCAACUUGAUUGAAAAGAUGGAUGACAAUCUUCGCCAAAGCCCUCAACUUCCUCCUCGGAAACUGCCAACACUUAAAUUGACUCCAGCAGAAGAAGAAAGUAAUUCCUCACAACGGCUAUCACCCUGACAGUCUUCAUGCUUUGUGUCCAAAGUCAUGUAAUUGUUGCAGUAAUCUCUUACACUAAGUGUGUGAAGGCAAAAAGAAAAUUCAUAAAUAAGUAUAAGGAAGACUCUAAAACAAAAGAAACUUUCUGUGACAGCAAUUUUUUUUUAGUUAGGAAGCUCGUGUUUUAGCUUGGCAAUGCACUUUAAAUAACAUCAACGUAAAUGCUAAAUGAACUUGGGGAAAAAAGAAAACACAUUGUACUGUAUAUAAAAAACCUGCCUUAACCUUGGCAGAUUUUUGCCUUUGGUUCACGUGUUGCUGGCCCAAAGCUACACUUCUGUUCUGAAUGUGCACUGUUAGUUUAUUCAAGUUAAUUUAUUAAUUUAGUAUUCUUAGACCAGUCUAAAUAUCUAAUAUGUGGCUCUUUGGCUGAAGCCUUUUUUUCUUCUGUUUAGAAAUCUGAUGCUUAUUUUAGACGUUAGGAAAAAUAUAUUAUUCUAAUAUUCUAUUUACUUCAGUAGAAAAGCCUGUAUUUAACUUUAAAAAGCAAUGAGGAAUGUGUUUUUAAUUAUGCUCUCAUAAGUCUAAUCUUUGGGGGAGUUAGUACCAUAUAUAUAAAUAUUAAAGAUGGUUACAUAUAAUAUUUGUCUGACUAUAUGCACUUCAAUGUAACAGUAUUUGCUCAUGUGUUCAAUACAGGUUAGCAAGGGCUGUUUUAAUUUAUUGGAGCUUUAGACCUGUGUAUUCAUAGUACAUGUUUAACUCUAGUCAUCUCUUUCUUGGGUUGAUUUCAGGAGAGCUGAAUGUGUUAGCAUCGUUAUUAUGCCAGGCUGUAAAGUCUGACUGACACUUGCCCAGUGGUUAGACACUACUCAGGAGGAGCCCACUGCCAGCGAACUAGAAGUACUACUGUGCACCUGGUCCAGGUUCACCAUGCUUGGCUCAGACCAGUGCUCUUUCCUAAGAAACAUAUCAUGUAGUCACAACCUUUAUGACAACUAAUUAUUUUCCAUAGAGUUAACUGCAGUUGAAGGAGUCAAUGGAGUAAUCGGAAAUAGCAGAUUUUAAAGAACAUUUUCUAUUUAUUGGUUGCUGAACUAUUCAAAGAUUUGCUGUGUGGGUAAUUUUACUUAUAAUAGAAUCUUGCUUAUUUUAGUGGCUGAGGUGCUUCUGCUGUCCUAAAACUACUUCUGGGGUUUUUAAAAUAUAGGACCAUGUUUUUGAUUAGUGUCUUAAAAGAUUACUAUGGUGCUCAGCAAAUCUUGUCACAUCCUGCAGAAACCCCCAGGUUAGGAAAACAGUUUUGGACUCAAGAGACUUGUCUGAUUUGAGCUGAGUGGAACUCGGCUGUGUUUGACCUGCAUCCUCUCAAUUUGUUCUGUAUUUAGGUAGCUAUUUAUACAGAAGUCUUUAUGUCAUUGUAAAUAUUUUUUCUUGAAAGUUUUAAUGAGAAACAGGGUAGUCUUCAAAGUCUUGUUCAUCUGUUUGGAUGCAUUGAGAGAAAGAAGCUAAUGAGUUUCACAUUACUUCUGCAAAGGUGGGAGAGAGAGAGUGUGUGUGUGUGUGUGUGAUGCGUUAGUCUUCUGUUAUAGUCCAGCAAUCGGAAAUCUGUUUGAAUGUUCUGUGUUGGAAAUCAUGACCAUAGGACUUGAUUGAUGUUUAUUAGAGAUGAGUGGUUAGCACAUUAAUCAUCUGCUUAUGGUUUAGUCAGCGUUAGUCAUUUUCGAUUAUGAUUUCUAUUAAAACUUUCAAAAAGCAUUUGAAGUGACUUAAAAUUGUCAAACGUGUGUAAAACAGGACAAUUAAAAUUAGUUUUUGGAAAACUAAAAAAUUUGUAGGAGAAAGAACUAUAUUAACCCUAACAGAUUCUAAAAUUGAAUGGUAAAUUUAACUCCAGGUUUCUCCAUGGGCAAAGUCAAAGGAUAAUACUGGGUUAUGUAAAGUUUUCUGUCAAUAAGGUUACUACUGUCCAUGAGUAAGCAAAAUGUGUUUACAUUUUUAUAGGAAUGUGGAAGGAAUAUCGUAUUCUUACGACACAAAGAUGCAGCCAGUAAGCAUACUGUAAUGUUUGAUGUGUUGAAAGUUUAAUAAAAAAAUAUCAUUUUAGAAUAACAAGUAUCUAUCCUUUUUUAGUAGAGAGACGACUAUAAAUAUGAUUUAUUUCCUUUUGGUCAUUCCUGCUUUGAACUGCCUUUAGCUGUAUGCUAUAUAGGCCAUGAUGCUUCCAGACUAUCUUUCCUAAGAUGCAAAAUAUGAUUUAGGUAAGUGAGAAUUUAUAUGCUGGGUUACUUAGUUGAGGGUUUUGGUAUAAGCUAAUGAGAUGCUAGGAAGCUAUCGCUGAGCACAAGCCACUCCAGGGAUCAGCCACACAUAUAGGAAGCUCUUGGAAAGGGAUAACUUUCCAGACUGGGCAGAGAGCUUUUGAGCAACCUGUCAGGAUAUGCUUUGGAUAAAGUUUGAGUUGGCUGGGAUAAAUGGUCCACAGUCUUAAAAUACUGUGAGCCACUUUCUUUUGGAAGUGAUGGUGGAGGAUAAUAUGAUAAAAGGGACUAUGUUUGUGUUUAUGUUUCUUGGUAGUAUAGGAUGAGAAAAUUGGUCAGAUAAUCCCCAUAAGAUAAAGAUCUUUCAUCAACAAACUGUCAUCAGUUAUCCAUAAGACUGGCCAUUCCCCUAAGACCAAAGAAACUGUAAAAGACCUUUAAGGACAGUCAUUCCUACACAAUGUUUUUCCCCCUAAAAGGUUGGCACUGACAAACGAAUUAAAUUUCAACCUAGACAUGUUUGUUUUAUUUUUUGAGUGCUAGAGGAUUAGAGAUUUUAUGUUAAAUCCGAAGCAUUUUGAUUUCCAUUUGUAAUUUCUGUUCACUUAAUGUGGCUAGAUAUAUUAACUUAAAGGAAUGGGGAAGCUUAUUUCAAUCAGAGCUAAGUUACAAUUUUCAGAAGUCUGCAAAAAUGGAAGAAAACUAGACAUCAAAAGAGGCAGAAAUUGGUAACAGUGUUAGUAUCUCAGAAAACCAAUUUUUAAAGGUAGUAUCAUGUGAUAAAAGUGGUAUUUGAAGUCAGUAGUAUGUUUUCUUAGAGCCUCUUCCAGGAAUAGACAUUUACCAUGUUAUUAGAUUUUUCAUAAACUGUUUACUUUUUCAUAAACUGUCAAAAAUUGUAUCCCUCUGAAACCAAAAUAUAAAUGCUUAAAUGUAAAGACAAGAAGCUGAGGGACGGUUACAUAGGAUCUCUCUGUACUAUUUUUGCAACUUCUUUUUGUGAGUCUAUAAUUAUUUCAAAAUAAAAGGGUUUUAAAAAUAAAUUCAAUAAGUUUAUCAUUAUCUAGAUAAACUAUGAUUUAAAAUUUAAUGCUGUAAACAUAGUAUUCAGUAUUCAGUUCCAGAUGAAUAAAUGCAUAAUAUAAAUUAAAUAUAAUUUAUUUCAUUCUUGAGUUUAAAGAAAAAAACACCUCAGAUUUAUAACAAAUGAUAAUCUAAAGAUCUGUUUUACCAUAUCAGCAAAGAAAAACAACAAGAACCCUUAAAACCAAGAACCCCUUUUCCCUAGGAGAUUAAAAAUUCUACGAUUUUAUGUUUGUAAUUGUAUCUUUUUUUCCUAUGGUAUGUGGGUUUACUUUUGAGGAUAAAAUAUUUUGAAAAAAACUCCUCCUUGUCUCUGUGUGGUAAUCCUUCUUUGUUUUGCAAGUGUUCUCUCUCUAACUACACUAGGACCAUGCUUUGAUGAACAAAAUGCAGCGUGUCUGUGAGCUUUUUGUUUUUUAAGUUCACAGGGAUUUAGUGAUUGACUUUGUCUUGGUUUAAUUAUUUAUGUAAUUGAAAUCCUGAGCAGAGCCACAUAUUAUAUUUGGGUUGUAAUGACGGUCUUUUGUAUAUGUU
This is a messenger RNA of Balaenoptera ricei (Rice's whale), 4800 nucleotides long. It is a transcript of the gene MTX3, whose product is annotated as metaxin 3. Lineage: Eukaryota; Metazoa; Chordata; Mammalia; Artiodactyla; Balaenopteridae. The record is from RefSeq and is a predicted model, not a curated record. Gene Ontology annotation, biological process: mitochondrion organization. Gene Ontology annotation, cellular component: SAM complex. The coding region runs from base 5 to 943 and encodes 312 amino acids. The transcript is spliced from 9 exons.